Oncorhynchus masou masou (cherry salmon) is the source of this 3140-nucleotide messenger RNA. RefSeq names its product sodium- and chloride-dependent GABA transporter 2-like. Gene Ontology annotation, molecular function: gamma-aminobutyric acid:sodium:chloride symporter activity. Bases 68 to 2011 code for a protein of 647 amino acids. Gene Ontology annotation, biological process: sodium ion transmembrane transport. Gene Ontology annotation, cellular component: plasma membrane. The record is from RefSeq and is a predicted model, not a curated record. NCBI's taxonomy places the organism in Eukaryota, Metazoa, Chordata, Actinopteri, Salmoniformes, Salmonidae. The transcript has 15 exons.
UCUGCCAUACAGUAAGUCCACAUAGGCAAAUAUAGUGCAACAUUCAAGUCAUAAAAAUAGGUUGUGAAUGAAGUUGAGGCAUCCAGAGGAAAUGCUUGAAGAAUGCUGCUCAGCUACAAAGCGUGGAGAAUGUGUUAUGGAAAAGCAUAAUGAUCCCAAUUUGAGGUUCAAUAUGCUUUCCCAGCAGGAGGUGGGUCUGGUCCAGCCUGUCCCUGUGCCAAGCACCCAGACCAGGGGACAGUGGUCAAGCAAGCUGGAGUUCCUCCUGGCUGUGGCCGGACAGAUCAUAGGCUUGGGGAAUGUAUGGAGGUUCCCAUAUCUGUGCUACAAAAAUGGAGGAGGGGUGUUCUUCAUCCCUUAUGUGCUCUUUCUGUUCACCUGUGGCAUUCCACUCUUUCUCCUGGAGACCUCCUUGGGCCAGUACACCACGCAGGGCAGCAUCACCUGCUGGAGGAAGAUCUGCCCCCUGUUUGAAGGACUGGGUUAUGGUAGUCAGGUGGUGGUUCUAUAUUCCAGCAUCUAUUACAUCAUCAUUCUAGCCUGGGCCUUCUUCUACCUCUUCUCCUCAUUCAGCUCUGAGCUCCCCUGGGCCAGUUGUAGAAACAGCUGGAACACAGCAACCUGCAUAGAGUUUGACAGAAGAGUAGUGGGACAUUUAAAUUGGACAGUAGCAGGAAACGCAACAUCACCAGUAAGAGAGUUCUGGGAGAGAAGAGUUUUGAGUCUCACAGACAGUCCAAGCAAUCUAGGCAGUGUUCGCUGGGAGCUGGCUCUGUGUCUUCUACUGUCAUGGAUUCUCUGUUACUUCUGUGUCUGGAAAGGAGUGAAGUCUACUGGGAAGGUGGUCUACUUCACUGCCACCUUCCCCUAUCUGAUGCUGGUGGUGUUGCUGGUCCGUGGACUCACACUGCCGGGGGCAAUAGAUGGUAUCAAGUUCUACCUCUACCCAGACCCAGCCCGCCUCACUGACCCACAGGUGUGGAUGGAUGCUGGAACACAAAUCUUCUAUUCCUAUGCUAUCUGCCUCGGCUGUCUGACUGCUCUUGGCAGCUACAACAAGUAUGACAACAACUGUUACAAGGACUGUGUGUACCUGUGCCUGUUGAACAGUGGAACCAGCUUUGUGGCCGGUUUUGCGAUCUUCUCUGUUCUGGGCUUCAUGGCUUAUGAACAAGGGACAGACAUCUCAACAGUGGCCGAAUCAGGUCCUGGCCUGGCAUUCAUCGCCUACCCUCGUGCCGUGGCCAUGAUGCCAUUACCCCAGCUUUGGGCCAUCUUCUUCUUCAUCAUGAUAAUCCUACUGGGUUUAGACAGUGAGUUUGUAGGUCUGGAGGCUUUGAUGACAGCCAUCUCAGACAUGUAUCCCUCCUUCUUCCUGGUUGGCCAUCGGCGUAAAGUCCUCCUCCUCAUCAUCAGUGUGGGUAGCUUCUUCAUCGGCCUGGUCAUGGUCACAGAGGGAGGCCUGUAUAUCUUCCAGCUGUUUGAUUACUAUGCCUGCAGUGGGAUGACUCUUCUUCUCUUCGCUAUACUACAGUCAGUGUGUAUCAGCUGGGUUUAUGGUGCAGACCGUCUGUACGAUAAUAUAGAGGACAUGAUCGGUUAUCGACCAUUACCCAUCAUUAAGUACUGUUUAAAGUAUUUCACUCCAGUCAUCUGCACGGCUACAUUUGUCUUCUCCUUGAUAAAGUUAGCCCCGCUGAAGUUCAACAACACCUUUCAGUAUCCUUGGUGGGGUUCCGCCGUUGGCUGGUGGUUCACUCUCUCCUCCACCCUCAUGGUUCCUCUGUGGAUGGUUUACAUCGUGAGCGUCACUCCUGGUACACUGCGACAGAGACUGUCCAUCCUCACCACGCCGUCAAAGGAUCUCCCCAUGACCAAGGCCCAGAAGAAUUCCCUCUUGGCCAAGCAGUCAGAGCAGUACAGGCCCCUGGGGGACACGGAGAUACCAGCCUGGGGCCACAACCUCCUAGACAGAGACACUGCCCCCCUCUCUCAGCUACCAUCCCUAUAGGACUAGAGAUAAGCAGGUCCAGCGAGUCACUCAAGGUCCUGACAUAAACAAUACAAAUACUUCCCGUUGUGUAACAGAGACUUAUGUGACCCUUUGCCUCGUCUGAGAGGCUUGGAAAAGUAUAGAACAUAAUCCACCCCAUGCCUCUACAUACACUAUUUCCUGUAUGUAGAGCUAAUGAGACGUAGAAGCACUGGUUAUGGGAAGUCUUGGUGUGAAAAAAGAGAUGCGGUCAUUCUGUUUGGCCCAGAAAACCCUGAAUGAAUAGAAUUGCAGGUCAAUCUUGCUGACUCAUGUCAGAAUGAGGAGAAACAUAUUGAGUAAGGUCCGGCACAAAAUAUGGACCUUUGCAGUUGUCCUUUAAUUAACCAGGACUGUGGUCAUGGCAGAGUAAUGGAUGAAUGGAUCAAACACCUGUCACACAACAUGGUGGAAACAAAAACAUGACAUUUAUGCUAUUAGUCCCUGUUGGUUAACUGAGUCUGUAUAUACAAGUGAACAAACUCUUUUUUUGAAGAUACAUUUUUAUCUUUGGGUGGGUUUAAUAAUCAUAUACUUGUAUAGUUUUUUCUACUACUAUGUAAUUUCUUAAGACUUUGUGAAGAAUGACAUUUGUGAAAAAAUAUUGAUGGUUAAAGAGAAGGGAUUGUGUUGAUACAUAUAUUGUCACGCCCUGGUGGUAGUAUAUUGUGUUUGUCUUUAUUUGGUCAGGCCAGGGUGUGACAUGGGUUUAUUGUGGUGUGUUUUGUCUUGGGGUGUUGUUGGGUGUAUGGCUUAGUGGGGGUAUCUAGCAUAGUCUAUGGCUGUCUGGAGUGGUUCUCAAUCAGAGGCAGGUGUUUAUCGUUGUCUCUGAUUGGGAACCAUAUUUAGGCAGCCAUAUUCUUUGAGUAUUUCGUGGGUGAUUGUUCCUGUGUUUGUGUUCACCAGAUAGUCUGUAUAGGUUUUCGCACAUUUAUUGUUUUGUUUAGUUAUUUCAUGUUGAGUUCCUUUUCAUUAAAGAACAUGAAUAACCACCACGCUGCAUUUUGGUCCGCUUCUCUAUCGACAGACGAGAACCGUUACAUAUAUAGUAGAAACACUGUAAAAUACUGUGAUUUGAUGCCAAUAUCAAUAAACUCAUCAAACCUUG